Molecule: messenger RNA, 1328 nt
Organism: Plasmodium cynomolgi strain B
Lineage: Eukaryota; Apicomplexa; Aconoidasida; Haemosporida; Plasmodiidae
Product: step II splicing factor
Exons: 3
Biological process (GO): mRNA splicing, via spliceosome
Cellular component (GO): spliceosomal complex
Molecular function (GO): pre-mRNA 3'-splice site binding
Source: RefSeq, a predicted model, not a curated record
AUGAAUACCAAAAAUGUCACGAGGGAGGAAAAGAAGAAAGAGAAGGAGCUGAACGAGGCCAGGAAGGCCGGCAAAAUCGAAGCCCUGAAGGACGAAGAGGGGAACGACAUAAACCCCCACAUGCCCCAGUACAUCAUAAAAGCCCCGUGGUAUCUGAACCAGACCAAACCAGGACUGAAACACCAACGGUACAAGGGCACCGACAAGGUGAAAAUAGAAGAGGAAAGAAACAAAAGGGUGUAUGUGAAGAAUCUGAAGCAUGUGUCCGAUUUUUGUAAAAACUGCGGAAGUGCAACACACAAGGAGAAGGACUGCCUUGAGAGAACGAGGAAGAAGAAGCUUAACUUUGCCAAGAGAGACGACGAGGAAGACUAUGUGUGCCUGACGCAGGAUCUGGGUUACGACGGGAAUAGGGACAGGUGGGUGGGUUACAAUGCGGAUAACUUUGAACAUGUGUACAAGGAAUAUGAGAAGAUCGUGGAGGAGAAAAAGAAGAGGAAGGCGGAGGAGCUGAAGCAGAAGUACGAGAGGAAGGCCACGACGGGGAAGAAGCGGCGCGGAGAGGAAGCAGGUGGAGGGGAUGGCAGGAAUGAAGCAGGUGGAGGGGAGGCUAAUGACCAAUCUGGCAGCGACAGCGAGAACGAGGAAGAUGACGCGGGCUUGGAGGACGACGCGGACUUGGAGGAUGACGCGCCCAAGGCCGCCAGCGGGGCGAAUGACCCACAAAAGAGCAACGCGAAGGGAAGCGAAAAACACAGAAAUGUCGCGAGAAAUUUAAGAAUCAGAGAAGAUACAGCCAAGUAUCUCUACAACCUAAGCUUGAAUUCAGCUUUCUACGAUCCGAAAAGUAGAAGCAUGAGAGAAGAUCCAUUUGCAACCACAAGAAAAAAUCUCCCAGAAGACAGCAACCAUUAUAAAGGAGAAAAUUAUUACAAUAAUACAGAUGAAGCAAUAGAAUCAAAAAAAUUAGAAAUAUUUGCAUGGGAAACCUACAAAAGGGGAGAAAACGUGCACUUUAAUGCACAGCCUACUCAACUUGAAUUGCUGUAUAGGGAGUUUUUAGCUAAAAAAAAAAAAUUGAUUAAAAAAAAAGAAGAACAUAUUUUAAAAACGUACAAGUGUGAAAAUGUUGUGUGUAAGGAUGGAGCUUUAGGGGAGGAACUCAGUCAGUCGGAGAUCUACACAGAAUAUAAACCGGUGGAUCAAAUCGAUCCCAAGGUGAAAAGGAUAAAAAUUUUGAGUAGGUACGAGGAGGAUGUUCACCUCUUUGAGCACUCCUCCGUCUUUGGCAGUUACUAUGACAGGGAAAAAAAGAAAUGGGGGUACCG